GAACCACACACAUUAGCAGAGCAGAGGCUGCAGAAGCGAGUUUUCGAAACCGACCAGUUUUUGCGUGCAAUUUUACCCAAAAAAUUACCUUUUAACCGAUAUAGUAAACAAAUACGAUUAUUCAAUAGUUAAAAAAUUGCAGCAACAAAAAAUAAUCACGACAAAAAAUCGGAACUUACUAAAGUUCAAGUGCAUUUUUUUUUGGAAAUCCGUAACGACGAAAAAUCAAAAAUAGUUGGAAAAGUUUCAAAAUCACAGUGAACCCGGUUCAAGGCUUAACCGCCUUUUUGGUGGUUUAGCGGACAAACGUGCUCGAACAACCUGAGCUCAUCAGAGAAUUACGCGCGCAAAGUUUGAAGUGCACAAGUUCAACAAUUAAAACAAACAAAAGUUCUCCCCAAAACCGAGAAAAGUUCUGUGAAAAUCAGUGUGAUCCCGAGAUAUACGAAUUCUUCAAUUUUCAAUCGUUUUCCACAAAGAGGCAAAAAGUAGUCGCAUAAGUGUUGCAGUUGCAGUAAAAUUUUAUCCAUAGAGGGUUACACGUCAUCCCCGAAAAAAUUUCAUCGAUUUCCACCGGAAGAAGUAAAAAGAAAAGAGUCCUAAAGGGGGGUUCUUUCUGUUGCACUUUUUCCAUCGCAACCUACUGAAAAACUAGAAGAGCCGAAAAUAGGAGCCGAAACACAAGUCCAAGAAGAACUCACUCAGUGGGGGUAAAAAAUAGGCUCGUGAAAACCCGGAAACGGUAAUGCCUGCCUGCCUACCAUAUCGUAUCGAGGUGGUGGUGCACUGGACGGCAUAAAUCCAGGCGCUGCUGUGAGCAGAACUGUGAGAGCGCUGCUCGUGAGUUUUGCACAAGUGCACCCCUUGCAAGGAGCCAGCCGUUUUCUGGUAAAUUACGGACGGAUUCGCCCGGUUUUUCCUAGGGGUGCUCUGCAGUCGGGUUUCGUGCAGCAAUCGAAGAACAACAUUAAAGUUCGAGGACCUUCGGUGUGCGCGCGAGGAAGUUUUGGUGCGUUUUUUUCCUCUAUGUGUUGUUCAGAGCAGUGAAAUCCGGAAUAAAAACAAAAGUGCAUUUCCGUCUUUCCAAUCCGCGAGAAAGGGGAAAAGUUUAGUGGUGCAUUACCCCCCACUAUCCCACGUACCCAUCUCGGCUCUUUCCGCCAAGAACCGGAUGCAGUUUAGCACUUCCUGUUCCCUCGCGUAACGGAAAAAAACUCACAGCGAUGUGAAGUUCAGUAAAAAUUAUACGAGUUUUCUUUGGUUCCGCAAAAAUCAGUUUCGGCGUGAAAAAGUGAAAAAAUUUUUGAAAGUUAGAAAAAAAGUUUCGAUAAGUAUAAAAUCAUUUCUUUCCAAUCGGAAAUCGUAUCCUUGAACUACGAACGCGUUCCAAGCAGUGCUUGAAAUCUUCGCAAAGCCGAUAUUUCUGUAAAGUGAAACAGCAGAACAGCUUAAAUUUAUCGUAUCCUGUUAAAGAAAGUGUACAUUUUGGAAGUGAAUCAGUUUGAAAUUAUUCGUUUGAGCUCUCGUCAAAGCCACAAAAAAGUCACAACCCACAAGAACCAGAGCGUGAAUUUAUGUUUCCACACUAUUAAUGUUGGAGAGAGUAAAAUAAGAAAAAAAUGCCCUAUCAAGUCAGUGUAUACAGAAAGUGCUCGCCGAUAAAGUUCUCGUCCGGAAUCGAAAGUCCAGUUGCAACUGGGGAUAUCGCAACUUUCUGCAACCAAACCAACAGCAAAACCAUCGAGAAGGAUGCUAAUAGUAGCAGCAGCAGCAACAACAACAUCAACUGCAACGAAUGCAGCAACAACAUCAACGCCUGCAACCUGCUGCAGUAAGAGAUCCUGAAAGGACUAACGUGGCUACAUCGUGGAUUCGCAUGUGAACCGCCCACGAAAUCACACACCUAACUAACUACGCCCGCUCGAUGUAGAAAGUCAAAAUUUAACCCCCAAACAAAAACCUUUCGGUCCCAAAAUUAACUGUUUCGGCGAAAUCGCUUUCGGCAGCAUAAAAAACAAAAAAAAAACGUAAACAAAACUUACGCAAAAUUGUCUUUUCGGAUGUCAAAAAAAUCUUUUGAGUAACUUUUGAGAAAAAGAGAAAAGUAAAAAAUAACAAAACAAAAGCACGGAAGGAAGCAAAUACGGAGUUUAUUCUGAAGUAUACAAUUGGUUAAUAGUUUAACACAAUCGGAAAAGAAGGAAAAAUUAAAAAUUCGGAAAAUUUAAAAAACGUUGUGAUUCUACAUAUUGGAAAAUAAAUCAACAAAUCAAAAACCCAAAACAAAAUCGUUGAAACGGCUCCGAUUGUUUCGAUUCUCGUAUACCAUAAAAAUAUACCGUACAUACAAUUACAAAAAAAAAAAUCAAACUUAUUCGAGCUUGGUGAUCUACGAAAUACGAAAAUAGUUCACUAUCUUGUGUGCAAGUCUAAGCCCGUUUUUGAGGACGUUCUGAAAUUCUUGAAAGAUCCAACACUAAAACUGCUCAAACGAUCCCACGAGUAACGAGUCCGGUCCAACUCUCCGAAAUUGAAGAACCCAAUUUCGGGGUCCCCGCACUAAUUCACCUCUCAGCCGAUAUCGGUAACAAAAUCCGAUCAAACUGAAGCCGGAAACGGAAAAGCACGGCAGGCAUCCAGCAGCAGUCAGCAGCACUCAGCAGCACCAUCAAACGGCAGCAAACAUGGAUCAGCAACAGUACUGCCUCAAAUGGAGCAACUACUCCUCGAAUCUGGCGGCAGCGUUCUCCAACCUGUUCGAUUCGGCCACCCUCACCGACGUCACGCUGGUCUGUGGAGGAACCGUCUUCAACGCCCACAAAGUGAUACUGGCAGCAUGCAGCAAAAACUUUGCCGACCUGUUCGAGCGGGCUCCGGUUGGCACCGGGCAAAUCUGCGUGAUGCUGGAGGCCACCUCGGCCGACAACAUGCACGCCCUGCUCGAGUUUAUGUACAAGGGCGAGGUGCACGUGUCACAGAAAGCGCUGGAAAGCUUCCUCAAGGCGGCCGAGAAUUUGCAGGUCAAAGGUCUCACGACAGAGCACGGUCGAUUUGCGAGCGCCAAUGCCACCCAGCCACAGCCAUCGUUCCACGAGACGCCCAACAAUCUACCAUCGCCGGCAGCUCGACGACAGCAGCGUAACUCCCUGUCCGCCUCCCUAGAGUCCAUCAACCGGGUCGUCAAGAAUGAACCGCUGCAGGGAAGUGGAGCAGCAGGUUCCGUAGGUGGCGGCGUAGGAGGUGGAGGAGGCGGCGGCGGUGGAGGUGGUGGUGCCAACUCCGGUUCCGGAUUUUCGUCGUACCUGCAGCCGUCCUACAUGCCCCAGCCAUACGAAUCGUCCCGCAAGCGCUCGAUCCGCAGUCCGUUCUACGAACACCAGGAAGCUACCCGGGGCAGUGUGCUGCGGGAUGGCAAGACCAGCAUCGGCAACGAUAGUCCCGUCAGCGGAAGCAAAAACUACCGGCCCUCCAGCAGCGGAUCUUCGGCGGCACCGACGGAAGCGGACACGCUGCAACCGGAUCGGGAUUCACCGCAACAGUCCAACCGCUACGAGAAUCACAGCCCCAGUACGACACAUCACGGCAACGGCAACGGACCAGUCUCAUCGAACUCGCUGGAACGAGACGAACGGAGCGAACGGAGUUUAUCGGAGGACAAACUGAAAUCGGACAGCAGAGAGGAAAAUGAGGCUGGAGCCGAAGACCUGCGAGUGAAAAUGGAAAUGCGACCGAUUCAAUCCCCACUGACCUCAUCUGCCCCUCCGACGCCCACGACUCCGGUCGGCUUCAUAAACGUUAAAGGUGGUCUGCCCGGUGGUUUGGACGGAAAUAUGCCCCCGGUGGAUAUGCUCAGUAUGCUCAGUGCCCAGCGAGAAAGUGUAACAACUGCGGACGGCUCUCUUCCCCCAGGCAAAAAGCUACAGUGCCCGCUGUGUGACCGUCAAUAUGGCUACGAAACGAACCUGCGAGCCCACAUCCGCCAACGACAUCAAGGAAUCCGCGUGCCAUGCCCAUACUGCAGUCGAACGUUCACCCGGAACAACACUGUCCGAAGACACAUAGCUCGAGAACACAAACAGCAGACGCAGUUCAUGCCAAAUCAGCUGCACAGUUAAGCUGUAGGGCGGGUGCAAAGAUCGAAUCUUGUAGUGGGAGCAGAGAUGGAAGAGAACUUGAAAACGAUUGCCAGCAAAAUAUCAGCAAACAACUGAGAGGAAGAUUACAAAGGAAGAACCGUGAAACUCGCGAGCAAUAAGUGUGAUAGAAGAGAAGAUUUAAACAAAGAGCUGAAAUCCGAAAUUUAGUUCGCAAACAAACUCUGGACAAAAUGAAUCACAACAAGAGAAACAAACAACAAACGAUAGGCUGGGAGAAGAGCGAUAGAUUUUGAGAUGUAUUUUGCGCUAAGCAUUCUGUCUUAAAGAGAAAACUAGUGAUAACGGCUGCCCGAGGUUUACCAGGUCAUUUUGGACUACCUCGGCGGCCAGUAAUACCGCAAUGUUACCGGUUGCAAACUGCAAAUGCAAUAUUUAAGUUUAUUUUUUUAUCAUAUGUACAGCUAAACCCUUCAAAAUGCCCUUGAUUAACCUUCGUUUUGAUUUCCUCAUAGAUCAUCAUAGUUCCUCUAUCAAUCGAUUGAAUUGAAUUUUUAUUUUUACCUCCAUUAUCUGAAAACUACGAGCUCGCAUUCGGACGAGCUUGUCGUAAACUUCUUAUCGUACGAUACAGAGAAUGAUAAACAUAAUCACCGCAAGUGUCAUUAUUUAAUAAUUUAAUAAGUAAAAAUCAUCGUUAAAGUUGAAACACAAUUACAAAUGAAAGAGUAAAAAAACUGAUACAAGUCACACGAAUACAAAGUCGUUAUUUGUAAAGUUUCAUUUUUUGAAAGCGUGUGAACUGCUAACAACCUGACCGAAACCAAUUGAACUCAACGUAAUCAAACCCCGAGAACCGAAAAUAAACAUUCAAUUCAAGCCAGAAAACAUAACCGGAAGUAAUAGUAAAUGAAAGAUAAGUAAUGAAUAUACAAAGUACCUGCUGAUAAUAAGAAAAUCAUAGAUUAAUGAGAAAUAUUUAAUUAAUAAAUAUAUGAGUAAAUAUUUAAAUAUAUCGUAACUUAAGGGCGUGGUUACAAAGAAAAGACAAUUUGCUAUUUCAACUUGCUCGCAAACAGAGAACAAAAACCGGAAAACCACGCAUAGCAAAUCAUAUUAAAAAACCUUACACACCACCAAUACAUAAACACAAAACAAACCAACAAAAACACCCGCGAUGCAUAUACCGAUGCAGUGCCAGGGUUGAGAGUUUUGAAGAUAAAAAAAAAAGACCGAAACUUACAGCCCAAGCUGCAGAAUAGAAUAAAACAUGGUGCCUAACUGAAAUAAUGAGAACUUCUACCACUACUCUACAAUUACCAAAACUACUACUACUUCUAUAACUACUACAACAACUACUACUACUAUUACUACAGCUUAAUUAGAAGGUACUAACACUGUUACGCAGAUAUAUUGAAAACAAAGCCCAACUGUACAACCUCCGGGAGAAUGCUGUCAGUUUGACAGCCUCCCGGAAGUUGUUGAACCGCAAAACAAACUACUAAUAGCAAAAAGAAAAACCUAUAGCAAAAUCAAUAACGUUAACGCCUGUCUGCUGUUUGUUAUUUGUUGAUACAACCUCUGGAAAAGAAACACAGCUAUAGAACCAAUUGAUCUCAUACAUAUUUAGUGGUUAGUCUGCCUGCAGCAGCAAUAACAAUCUGUUUUUUUUUUUGUUUUAUCCCAUAACAGUGUUUUUCUACUAACUUUUACUUACUUGAUAGAUGAAAUCCGUGAAUUCGGCACGGUAGCACCGAUUCGAUGCGUUGUUUAAGCGGUUUAUCAAAACGAUUGGUUUAAAUUGAAACCACGUGUUACCCUCUGAGAUCAUGAUUAUCCAGAGCUAAGCCAUUUGCUUACUGUAGAUCAACAAAGUACUAAAACGAAUGGUUGGAAAUUGGAGUAAAUUAGUUUUUUAUUUUUAUUUUAGAAUAUUGUAUCGAAUUUCGAUUCAAUUGGUUUUCAAAUUGAAAUAAGAAUGAAAUUCAUUCCAAGUGUUUUCUCACCAAAACAGGUUUGUACUAAAAAUUUAGUACAAAACACAGUUUCAGUCCGUGUAAAAUGGCGUGGCACUUGAAAGCGAUCAUUUUUCUAUGGUUUUUUUCUGCGUGAUUUCUUAUUUCCAACGAUUGCACAGUUAUAUGCAUGUUAAAUUUGAUACUGGGCUACAAAAGCAAUUUAUUAGUAAUUUUUUAAGUCAUAAUAACACGCUCUUUGCAUAUCAAAGGCGCUAAAGUUUUGAUUUAAAUUUAAGCUCUUUUUUGCAUUGCUCGUAAGUUCCAUUACGAUCACUCGGAAGAGUUUCAGUGAUAAACUAAUUAUUCGAUAUCAUGGAACACAAUCCGUUAAUUUUCCCCGAAGCUUCUUAUCGAAUGCAUUGAAUCAGUGCUACCCGAAAAAUUGUACUUUUUACUUUACUUCCCGGCUUCUUUCAUAUCGUUUCAAAAUCAAAGCAAAAAAACGAAAAUACAAACCUUUUGGCGAAAAUACAUCUCAAAAUUAUCCCGAACAGCAUUCGGAAAAUGGGAAAUCACCUGCCAAUGGGUGACCAUUUUUCUCGAGUGUUAAAAAAACAACAAAAGCAAACCAACCUGCAAAACUAGUUUCGAACCAACAUUUACAAAACAUUUGAAAAUAAUUCCAAAACAAUACAGCAAAAAUUGACUAAGAGUAAACCAUCUAUAGAUUGUUAAAAAAAGCAAUGCAAUUUUGUUUACACCGAGUUUUUGUUUGCCUAUCAAAGAAUGGAAAAAAGAGAAUUGAAUAAAUAGGAGUAAAAAAAAUCGGAACGGAAUCAAAUCAAAACUAAUGUGCUCAUAUUAACUUUAAGUAAGACGGAUCGGUAUUCACAAACUGAUUGGAAACUGAUAUAUUCGAAAGGUGUUCAGGAAAAAUUCGUUUCGCUUGAAGUAAAAAAAAAAGGUCGCCCUAAAGUAGGCUUCAUAGUCGGACAUUAGAGAUCCCCAUAGGGUCUAGCAGCCGGACUUGGCUUGGGGCGACCGCAGGGAAGAGUUGGAAUCGAUUGGGAAAAUCUGCACCCGACGGAAUUAGCAAAUCAUAUUGUUUUUGUUGAUGCUCGUGUUAACCAUGUUUAGGGAAUGAAGAUUUGUAAAUGGAACUGUGAAUUUUAGUUUAACGAAACUGCCGAUCAACUGUCUGAGGACGGGAUGCAAUAACAGAUACGGGUUUUGAAUUUCAUCUUAUACGAUUUUCACUUAGGUUUUAGGGUAUUAUUUAUUUGUUAAACUUAUUAGCUGUACGUUACAAACAAGUGCAAGUAUCUGCUAAUUCCUGAGCAAGAAAGAUUUUCCAUCGAUGAGCGUCACGAUUCCCAGAAAGCGAUUAAAAGCGAACCGAUACCGAGUAGACUGAAACGCAGAGUUUUAAAAUGAACAAAACUACCAAGUUAUAAUUUUUUUUUCUUCAUAGUUAAUGUCAGAAAUAGAAGAAAACAGUAACAAAACAAACAAAUGGAUGCAAAUGCAAAAAAAAGGUGAAAUGGAACAAUAAUAGUGAUAUUUAAAGUAAACUUAUUGUACCCUUAUUGAAAUAGACUCAAAGCGCUAACUUAAACAAAUGAAAAUGCUCUUUCAGAGUUCAAUAGUUGCAAAGCUGCAAACAGAAACACAAACAUAGAUAACUAGAAGGAAGAAAGGCAUUUAUGUUAAGUGAUUCCUCAAUAUUUGAGGAGCCCCGGUUUCCCCGAGAAUCAAUAGUCUGUUCUUAACUAAGAAGCAACUGCCAUCAGUAGUCAAAAAUACCUCAUUUUUACGUUUGAUUGUUUUUUUAUCUGUUUUUAAAUCGCAAUUAGAAUCAAGUCGAUGUUCAAGAAAAAAGCGAAUAGAAUCCAAUUUCUUCCUGCUAGUUAAAAUUAACAGACAACAGCAAAGUACUGGUAAAAAAAACCUUAAGUAAAAACUCAAACAGAAUGCAAACACAAAAAAUCAACAAAACCAAAUCACAUAAUCAAUCUUGUAGGAAGCAAAGAAAAGAUUGCGUACAUCGCUGAAAUCAACUACCUCCAUAAAAAUAAACAUAAAAUGACAACAUUUAUAAAGAUCGAACGAAAACACAAACUCAAAACUCACGGAAAGCACUUCUACUGCAAAGGAUCAGCUUUCAGAGGAAUAAUUUUCGUAAUCGAAAGAAACCCCGUCAAAAGCACAUUGUUUAUUCGUUUCUUUCAAAAAAAAAAAACUCUAAAACUAUGAAACUAUUAUUUUUUCUUCCUUAUUGGUUAGUUUCGUUUUGGUGCAAUCCAUUUCUCACCAAUUGGGAACAGAGGCAUAAUAAUUUAAAGUUUAACGUGUUUGCAGAGACCUACUUAUAGGAUUCCAUACAGCAAAAAGAGUAAAAAAAAAGUACAUACAGAAACCAUUUCAAAGCAGAUUUAGGAGAAACAAGUUUCGGAUUAAAAAACGGCAAAAUUAUAAGAAAGUUUGAGAAGUAAAAACAAAAUCUUAAAGCGAGAAAAUUUAACAACUUUUGGGCAACGGAAAAGAGCAAAAUUCAAGAAUUUCGGACGACAACACAAAGUAUGUAAAAAGAUGUGACGAGUAAAAAUUAUGAGAAAAGAAAACCAACAAUCGAAAAAGUUUGGAUCGUGGAAUCUUAAAAUAAGUGACAUCCGCUAAAGUUUGACAAAAUCCAUAAAGAAAAGCAAGAAAAGAGUUUGACAACCAAAAGGCAAUGGUAAAAAAAAAUUAAAAUCAACAUGAAAGGAAACAAUGUUUGGAUGAAUCAACAAAAUCGACGAGAGCGAGAGCAAAAAGAAAACAACAACUCUAGUGCGAGCACUUUAAAAGUUUAAUUAUUAAGGACAAGUCUAGGGCGUGGCGUGCAACAUCCGGAUAGAGGCUGCCACAAAAAAAAGCUAUUUUCGGGAAGAAAGGCUUAAAGACGUGAGUCAGCAGCGCGUAGAUUCUGUAAAUAGUUUUUACGAAAAAAAAAAACAGUUGAAAACAUGUGGUAACACAGAGAUGAGAUGGCAAAACAAAAUACCCAGAAACAUAUGAAAAGGUCGUUAACCUAAAUACCGAUAAAACGUAUGCGAAAAGCCGUAUUGAUAAAAAUUAACUCUAAAGAAAAAGCAAACGGCUAACGAAGGCAAGCUGCAAAUUAACAUUUGCUGUGAAGACAAAGCAAAAGAAGCUAUAAAAUAGCUUGAAAAAUUGAAAUUUAAUAAAAUUAAAUUUGGAAAUGCGUGAGGAAGAAGGAAAAAAACAACCAAGAAGAGUAGGAAUGGAAAGGAAACAUUAGUGGAGACAAAAUUAAGUAUAACCGUAAUCAUCCCUCCCCGUAAUCCUUUGAAGAAAAAAAAAUAUAAAAAAGCUCCCGAGAAUGAAGCUACAUAAGCUAUAAUGGUUAGAGAGUAAACAUUUUUCGAGAAUGAAAAUUUAAGUACCCAUACCCUUUAGAUUUAAAAAUUACUGGAAGAAAAUUAUAAAUAUAACCAUGAAGUGAAUAUAAAAAAAUACUACUAAAUCUUACUUAAAAUUUAACGGUAAAAACAAAUGUAAAAUGGUGACUAAAUGGAUAAGUAUGUAAAUAGAGUUUCGGCACCCGGAAUGGAAUAUAAGAAAAGUGUAAAAAGAGAGAAGGGGAAAAAAAUAGAAAUUCACUACAAACUGUUUAGGCUAAAUAAUGAACGUGAAAUUCGGAAAUAGUUGAAGGAGUUAAACUAAAAGCUAAACCACAACCGUUUGGAUCCAACCCAACGAAAAAGAGGAACUAGACUAUAGAGAGUUUGAGUUUAUUUUCUUGUUUUGUUUUUCGGCUUCUGUCCUGUUUCGGGCAGAGCCAAGAAGUGAAAAAAAAUCACUUGUAGAUCACACCCCUUUUGGCAAAACAUCGUUUCGGAAAAAAAACAAAAAAUUUGAUUACGACUAAAAAGUAACCGAAAAUAAAAACUUAGUUAGAAAUGUUUAGGCAAAACGUUUUCAAAAUUAAACCAAUUUUUAAGCAAAAUUCUAAAUUUUAACGAAAAUUUUCGUUGCUGUUUUUUGUUGGGCUAACUGAAAAUUAUUUAACGGAAUAUAGAAAGGAAGGAAGCGAAGAAUAGAAAUUUCGAGCCAGUCUGCGGGUCACCAGUUUACAUUGCUCUAAAAGGAAAGAUAAUCGUCAAAAUUUAUGCAACAAACUAUAUCAACUAUAAUUUCUUUCGGAACGCGUUUUUUGGCAUCUUUUUGGUCAUACAGAUAUAUUUAUAAAUCUUACAGUUUUUGGGUAGCACACACAAAGGAAAACUCCUCUUAGUAUCCCUAGUUUAAACUUUGGCAUGAAAAUGGAAAAUCCACUAAAGUGAGACAACACCAACACCUAAGAAAGGAGAGGAAGUAGAAGGAAAAGUUUUUUGUUUCCAAUGACGUUUUUUGAAUUGCAAUUUUUCAGCUGUAGAGUUGUAAGCGGCUUCAACACAUGUUUUCCUGAUUUCCUGGUCAAAGAUCAGACCAUGGUUGAGCCCUUAACUAGAAAUAGAAACAACCGUUUAAGCCUUUUUUUAAGGGGAACGAACAACCAAUUGUGGAGUUUCUAUAUUUUUUUUCUUUUAUUUCAAUUUUUUGUUUGCGGAAAUUUUAUUUCAUUUUUAAGUUUGUUUCCACCUAAACGUUGGACACUAGUGUUACAAAUUAUUAAACUUGUGUUUGUGAUCGCCAAGUGGAUAUCUAUUUGCAUAGAAGUGUAGUAUUUAGACAUAUGUAAAAGAAGAGAAAAACUCAACUAGUCACACGUGCAACACACUCAGGUACAAUAAAAGUGAAAAAAAACAACAGAAAGCGUAUAACAUUUAAGAGGGCAAACCGAAUCAACCAUAUUGCGAUGAGCAAACAAAAUAAUCUAAGCGAAAAACACAACAAACAUCAAUCUACACCUUAACAGAGGUUUUGUUUUUCCAACCAAUGAAGUCGACUUAGGAAAACUGAAAUCAUAUCAGCUUCGAAGUCGAGACUUCUGCGGGAAUUGAACUUUCGUUAAUCGUGUCCGAAGAAUUUAGUUGAAGUAUAAACUUGAGGAAGUUUGUUUUACGAGUAGAGAAGAUGCUAACCGUAGGGGAAAAAAUGGGAAAAAAUUUAAAAAAAAUUACAAAAAAAAUUGAUGAGAAAAAUAGCGAUAUAGUACUGUAAGCUCUAGGAUUAGAAAUUGAGGAUAUACUUAGCGACAAACGAAAUAAGAGAAUAAAAAAAACAAAAAACAAAUACGUAAAAGUCAGAUAAAAACUUCGUUCAAAGCGAAAGUGUGAAGAGAGAAGUAAAAAAUUCAAAAUUCACUUGAAAAAAAAAACUUUACCAGAAACCACAAAAAAAAAAACAAACACACUCUUGAUCGCAAAAUUCAAACAUCAAAAAUUCAAAAUGUUUGAGAACGGUACUCAAACACUCAACGACACACCACCCAAACCAAACUAAAAGGUAGAUUUUGAUGGUACAUUUUUUGAGGCAAAAAUCGUUUUUUGGAACAACACUCUAAAUACAAACACAUAAUUAUUUCGGAUUCUGUUUUUCGGAUGAAACGUAUUCUUAUCGAACACACAAACGCAAAUUUCAACGUUCAAAAUGGUUUUUUGGGAGAUGUUUCUUUUUUUUUUGGGUAAGCAUAGAUUUGAAAAAGUAAACCUUUGAAGUUAAAAUUGAUUGCAUAGAUGUAGGCGUUUUUUUAACCCCAAGUGUCAGAUUCUUUUAAACCGCACUGAAAAAAAUCCGACGUUUGAUAUCAAUUUUUACUGGAGUUGGUAUUUGUAUGGAAAAUUUUUUCAAAGCUAGUGCUGGAAAAGUGAACAAAUUUUGCGAUGCGAACCAUGCUUACCCAAAAAAUAAAUAAGCUUUACGGAAAAUCAUUAUCAUUUGAAGGUAAUCGAGUGUUCUAUGGGGUAAAAGUGCUGCAAACAUUUUGAGGCUUACGAAUACAUACUAUCGAAGAGCAUUAAGAAGCUAACAAAUCGAGGCUAACACUUGAAACCGCCAUAACGAGCAACAACAACAACAGAAGAGGCUUCCGGAAACUUGCGUGCCUGCUCGCUAUUUUGAGGCAUUUCUACAAUACUAUUACAUAGCACUUUCCCCAGACGAAACAAUCGAUGUACUUCUUGAACAACAACAACUAAACAAGUAACUCGUAAUAGUGAUGAAGCACACGAAACUGUAUGCAAUAAGCUAGUCUAAUUUCUUUCAAAAAACCCCACCCCCUUUACUCAAGCAAUAUCCUCGUAUCCCCGAUUUCCCACACAAAUAAGCUGAACCCCUCUGGAAGGUGAUCGAUUCCAAGUAUCAAUUUUUAAAUAUUGGUUAGUUAUUUAGCACGUCCUUCUUUUGGGGAUUCGAAAACAAACACAUCCUGGCGACUUCCAAUAGAAUGAACAAUAGACUACUAAAUACUGAUGAAGAAAUGCUGAGCUGUUAAGCAUCGCUAACGCAUCAAACUUUUAUCAUCAACAAACACUGGAAAGACUGCUGAUUACUGUUACCUCAUUUUUGUGUACGAAACCAAUAGAUUUUAUUUAAUUUUAGUUUUAAAACCAUCCGGAAUGGCACGAAACUAUGUGUGGUUCCAUAAGGAUGUGCUCUAGGCUAUGGUCGCCAGGAGAGCGAUUUGUUUCGAAUUUCUCUUCGAAGGGUCGAUGAGUGAAAACGACCGAAAGCGCUUGGAAUCGGUACAGCCUACUUGAAGGGGUCAGCACAACAACAGCCUUAUUGGAGUCUUACACUUACACAGAGAUAGUUUAAAGAUCACAUGAGAUCGAAUGAAUCAUAGAGAAACAAAACAGUUAGAAGCUAGCCGUUAAGCUCAGUAUUCCUUGUUUUUAAACAGAAAACUUUGUUUUUAUUAUUUUGUUUGAGAUAAUCAAUCGAGAUAGCAGAAAACGAUUUGCAAUAGUUACGAGAGAAACAUGAAAUAAACAGUUAAUCAAUGAUGAAAUAGUUUAAUGUGCUAUUCGGGAUGAAACGCCCUGAUAGAGCAGAACACAGCUAAGUAUAAUAGACAAAUUAUUUAUUGAGUAACUUAACUGCAUUUUUUUCUUCAAAGAAUGGAAAACAGAAUCUACAAAAGGUAAUAGAAACUGAUUAAUAUUUACAAUAUUUCUAGUAAUCAGAAGCGGAUAGCACCGAUAUACAAGAUUGUGAAAGUAAGACAUAAUAAUAAAGAGAAAAAAAACAGUUAGCAGUACCCUUUUACAGUACUGACAAUAGUUCAUUUUUGUACAAUAGUUAAGAAAGUUUCAAAUCAGCCUAUACACAGCUUCCACACACAUACACAUCAGCAUUGAUCAUAUUUGUUAACACUUUUUGCAGUAACUCGACUGGGUUUUACGUUACAGCUACAAAACGACAUAACAGAUGCAUUUUUAAAUAUGAAAACUCACUCAGAUAGAAGGGAUGAUUCCCACUCAAAACCGGAAGAAAGAAUUUUUUUUAUGAAAAUAAGAAUGAAACAGCUGAUUAAUUUUGCACCCACACACACAAUGAUGAAUCACCCCCUUUUAAUGCUAAGGCUUUCAACUAUCGAGUAUUUAUUCAAGAAGGAACUCGUUCCCAAGCGCGAUACAGUAAGUUUCAUAAUUUAGUUUAGCGACCCCCUCAAAACACCUCAGCGUGGCAGAUCUGACGAAGUCACCUUACAAUAAACCUCUUCAACGUACUUUUUCCGCAGCCAAAUUGAAGUUAAACUUCAAAACAUUAUUUAUAUUUUCAUACACAUAACAUUCGCAGAAAAUACCUCACCUUAAAAUUUGAACCAAACUUAAAAGUGAUUUCAAACAUUACAAAUCAACACGAAAGCCAAAAAAACAGUGUUGUUUAAAUCAAACCUUUACCUACUGUGGUUUAUUGUGUGCUUCAAAAACUUCAACAAAUCUGCUCAGAUAACUGUUACGCCGAAAGCAUGUUUUCAGAUCAAGCAAUUUAUUCGUUUCGUCUAGCUAUUAGUCUCGAGCCCACCGGUUAAUCGAUAGUUAAAAUAGGUCUAAACUAGCUAGGUCCGUCGUUAUUUUAAGGCCCAUCCUAACAUUAAAACAAACACACUAAAAUAGAAAACCUUGAAAGUUUCGGUUGAAUCGACAAUUUGUUGAUACCUCAAUUUUUUUUUCAAAUUUUGAAGUUUCUUUGAAAAGUGGAGACAUCUACAGAAACUGACCGAUGAAAUCGCUUAACUUUAGGUGAAAACACGAAAUUUCUCUCAAUUUGCACAGUCACUGGUUUAAGAUAUCGAUAAUUUAGGAAUUGAAAGGGGAUGUUAAUUGGAAAUUUUAAAUUUUCUAAAAACAAACGGCGCCAAGCGUCUUGUAACACCGGAAAAUUCAUAUUUUCUCUGAAUUGUGAAAAGCUUUCCCCCAACGUCAAUUGUGUAAAUGUCCUGUAUAAAUUCGAAGGUUCCGGUGAUUGGUCGAAAAUCCUCGGAACUUGUUUAGUAUAAUCAGAAGUAAAUUUAGACACAAAACAACAAAUAAAAUUAACGCAUUGCUACUUCCCGAGUAGUCGCUAAGGGUCACGAUCCGUACUAUUGCUGCGCGUUCGGGACCGAUUCAACUUGUUUUUUUUUUUUAAAUGAACUAAUCGCAAUCGCGGGUCCCCGAACGUGGCAGAACCUAGAAUUUAAAAACUUUUAAAGCCCACGCAAGCAAUGUGGAACCGCGUGUGCGUAUCUUAGCGAGUAAGUGUGUAAAAUUAACUAUACAUAUACCUUCAGGAGAAAAAAUUUAAACUAUUUUGGUUCAAAGCAAAACGAAACUUUAAGUUUUGUUCUUUCCACCAGCCCCGGUGGAAAAUAAAAUCUACCAACUACAGAAAGCGGAUAUUCUAACAAGUGUAUUUUUUAAGUUAAUCUUAUAGUUUUUUUCACCGACAAACGUAUAGGUUACCAUAUGUAAUGUUUUUAAGUUUAGAGUUCGAGCAAUCGAGUCGAUUUGUUUAUUUCUUGAUGUAAAUUUGUACAACUAUCUACUAAUUGGAACGGUCCCCCGUUCACACUUGAGCUGAAACUAAUCGAACGAAAAUGUCAAACAAUUGGGGGGAAAAAACUUUGUAAAAGAUCCGUUUCAAAACUAGAAACUGCUAAAUCUACCGACCGUUAAUGCCCGAGGAAUUUAAAAAUUAAAAUAUAACACCAGCACAUCAUUGUAAAAAAAAAUUAUCGGUAGACAGAGGGAACAUGAUUUUAUAACGUUAAGAAGAAAAAGAAAUAUAAAACCUGAAAUAAUCAAAUGUUUACUUUUGUUUGUUUUAUUUAUUUUUUUGUUAUCACUUCAGUUUCCCUUGGUUGAUUGUUUUAUUUAGUUCCUUGAAUGUUCCAUUCUCUUCCUUUAAAUGUUUUAAAUGUUCUUAUCUAUAUUCGGUAAGUGUUUUCAUUGUUAAUUAUUGUUUUACAUAAUUUCAGUCUCAUAAGUUUAAACCUGAAACCUAAUUUCACUGUUAUUUUUAAUUUCGAGAAAUCAGGAAGAAUUCACGUGUAUUGCUUACUUUUAGAACAAACUUCAAGUGUGGACGCCGUCCCUUGCACUACAGCGCCACUAUGACAACGGUGGUGAAUAGCAGUACUAAAGCAGUGUGCUAAAGCAGAAAGCAUGCGUCUGAUGACGUACACACAAAACUUUCGGGGCUCCACUUAGCAAAAUUUCGCUGUUACUUUCCGUUAGCAAAAAUAUUUUUUUACUGUUGAGUUAGCAAAAAGUUAAAUUUACUUGAUUUUAGUAAUACAAAAGGUCAUUUUACUUGAUUUUAGUAAAACAAAGGUUUUUCAGCCGCUUUGUUCACAGACACCAGCCGCCGCGCCAAUUUGGAGGAAAAUAAAAAGCUGUCGCGAUUAAGAGCGGUUCCGGUUGUUCGUUGGUGGUUCUUGUGGUGGCCAACUCCACGACUAAAUGGUAUCUGAAUCGACACCGGAUGCUUACAGGUAAGGUCCGAUCAUAAAAUGUUCAGAUUGUCCAAUUUUUAAAUUUAAAAUUUUUGUGUGUUUUUUUUACCAGGUUAAAACUGCAACACGAAACCCGCAACGGCAAUAAAGAAGGACCACAACUGGAAACAAGCUGCAUCCGGCAAACACCCCGGUGCUGUACCUUUGAUGAAGAUGGGAUUUCGCUAGCCAGUAGAUACGUUCCCUGAAUCGGAAUUUCCGUUUUACAAAAAGUGUGAUUUUUUUUUUAAAUGUUAAAAAUAAAUUAUAAGUGAAUGAAAUUUGUGUAUUCUACUCAAUAAUCAAACAUUCCCCUGAUUCUCCACAGAAAAAAUAACAAAACAUUAAAUUACGGAUCCGGGCAAAUCUUAUUCUCCGGUUUUUGCUAAAAAUUUGAGUAAAAACAGUGGCGGCUAACUUUUUUUCUCGUUUGCUAAAAUUUUAGUUAAAAAAUAUUGCUAAAUUGAUUGCUAAGUUUCUAGCUGGUCAAAUUUGAGCAAAAUUUUGCUAAAUUCCGGCCUCGAAAAUUUUGUGUGUAGCUUUGUUGGAAACGGUUUCAAUUUCGAAUAAUGAUUCGUGAUGCCAUAAGAGAUAAAUGAGAUUGAAGACAUUAUUUUAUUACACAAAUUACAAUGUUGGAUAGCAGUUCAAGAUACAGAUUACUGAAAAUCUGGUUUUACAUUUUCAACUACUAAUUCAUAAAUAUUUAAUCAACAUUAACCAUUUUAAAGAUGAUCCAGAUUUAACGCGAUGUCUCUUAACUCAAAAUGUCCCGCUUUUUUUCAACAAAGUUUUCCUGAUUUAUUAUGAUUAAGUUGCUUUAUUAAAACUUCAAAAUGAUAUUCUUAAAUUUUGCGAUGCAAGUCACAUAUAUGUAAGCAUUUCGAUGGAGAUUGUCAGAUUGCCGGUUUUAUCCAACCUUUCCCGGAUAUUUGAUACUUAAUUAAGGAAAAGUCCGGUCAGGCCUGGUUUCCUGGUGAAUUAUUUGUUAUUUGCAAAACCUAGCUAAAAAAGUUUUAAAUUGAGUGUUAAGAAUUUUUUAAUUUCGCAUCUUAAAACGAUUUUUUCGAUCAAGUUUUAGCUAAAUAAUCAUGAACGGUUUUUUAGAAGCCUAAAAUACGAUUCACUAUCUCCUGAUGUGGUUUGGUGGAGAAAACAAUAUCUAAAAUGAUUUUCUUGAUUUUAUAAUUAUUUAUUUUUAUAGUUUCCCACCUUAGGACAUAACUAAAUGAAAUUGAAUUCAAAUUCAAAUCGUAUUUGAAAUAUUCAUAAUAAUUCCAUAAUUUUGACCAAAUUUGCCCGGAUUUUGGUAUGUAAAUUUUGAAAUCGAAUGCCCGGAUAUUGCUUGGUUCUUAGAUAAAAUCGCCCGGAUUUUCCCGAUCCGGGAAAAAAUCUGACAACCUUAGCUUAGAAUAUGUGUCGUCUUUACUCAAAUUUUUGAGCAAUUUUUGUCAAUCUUCAUGAACGGUUUUCCUGAAGUCUGAAUGCGAUUUUAAAUCAUUCAUUAAUUGAUUUUUUGUAAGUAAUACCUGGAUUUUUACCAAAUUUGCCCGGAUAUUGAACUGAUUUCGGGUUGCAUUUUCUCAACUGAAUGCAUGGAUUCUGCGAGGUUUUGAGAUAAAAUGCCACGGAUUUUAAUACAGUUUUCAUUGCAUUCUUCAAGAAAUGUGUUUUAAUUAUCGAACUGAUGGCAGAUUUCAAUGCAUCAAACUUUAUGGGCCAAAGUAUUGCUUUUCAAGUUGAAUGUAAAACUGAAUGAAAUUUAAAAAUGUUUCGUUUGUUAUUAUAUUUUUCAAUUUUUUAUUUUUUGCCAAUCUCUAUAUUGAUUUGCGAUAGGCAACUUAAUUAAUGUAGUUUUUUCUAUUUUCCAAAUCAGUUUCGAAAGAAUUUUUUUAUUCAAAAUAAUGGUUUAGAAUAAGUAUGACAUAAAUAAAAACAUUGAUUCACCCUUUAUAUAGCAGCAUAGCCUUUGAAAAGGAUAAGGUCGAGAAGCUCCUCGAUGGAAACUGGCUUUUUUUUGCAUGCCAAAAUUUGAAGCUUUCCAGUUAACUAUAAAAUAUUAUCAAAAAGAUUUUACUUUUGGUGUGCUCGUGGAAGACUGCUAAAAUUAUGACCCACUAUAUUUUUCACUGUAGUGAAUUAAUUCAAUAAGUUCGAAUUUUUAUUAUAAUUUUGAGCUGUUCUAAAUUUUAAAACUAAACAUAUGUAAUAUGAUGGAAAUGAAAGCUUUACCAAGCAUUUGAAAAUUUGAUUUUUGAGAUUUUGAAAAUCAGAAAAUCGCUUGUAAUGCGGAUCAUUUCCACCAAUGAUUAACUUUUUUUUCAUUUCAAUCAAAGUUUUUAUUUUUAUCCAAUGAUUCAGUUGGCGGAAGAACAUUCCUGGGUGUUAAACCAUAGCCGUUGACUCGGAAAGCAGGUAUUCCACUAAUUGAGCUAUGCCUCAAUUGUAGAUUUAUAAAAUUAUAUAUACAGGUAUAGAAGCACUUUUAUACCCAGAGUAUCUACCAAAAACAUUCAAACAUAAAUACUUAUCACGACUAUUUCCAACACUUUUUAAAAUGUCCCGCUUUUUUUUCAAAACCUGUACGUCUCGGUGGUCGAGUGGUUAGCGUGUUAAAACGGUAAUUGCUGGUCCGCUGAUGAUGUGGGUUCGAUUCCCAUCUCGGUACUGGGUGUUAAAUGUUAAUCUUAAGUUGUCCAUGUCAUUUAUUCAGUCUGUGAAGCCUGAAUUGGCUAAGGCGGUGUAUGUCUUUUUAAAAACCAUCUGGCAAGCCUAAACUAGGGUGAUACGAUAUCAAAAGUUACUAACUUUUCGCUUUUUAUAUCAUAUCGAUUGGUGGAGCCACAUUUGCUUUUUUCGAAAAUGUAUCAUCGCAAUCAUAAAAUGAAGAAUCAAUAUUGAUAGGAAUCUGGACUUCUUCUUCUUCUUAAACUGUGUUACGUCGAAAUCUGUCUCUCUGAAUAGUAAUUUCUAUGAUAAUGUUUUAAUAAAUCAAUCAGUGGAUUCAAAGGAUUUAUUUAUGUUUUUAAAUCAGAAUCUCAUGAUUUUUAGAAACAAAAUAAUCAAACUUAAAACUAGAAAUCAUUAUUUCCAUUUGCAAACAAUCGUCAAAAAUCCUAUAGAAAUCGCAUCAAGCCUGAAAUAUUGUACAGAAUGUUAUCUUUGACCCAUCCGAUAUAACUUUUCAAAAAUUCAACGCAUGAUAUUUUUAUGUUUGAGAGCUUACUUUAAAAAUCUUAAAAAUGAGCUUUGCGUGAUUUCUAAGAUAUUUCUUUUCAAAUGCUAAUAAUCCAAUUUUCGUAAAAUUGCUGUAACGCAAACCUUAAAUAGAAAUGUCAAAUUUUACGAGAAAAUAGUUUGUUAAUAAAUAUAUCAUUCGAAGAAAAUAUGAGCAAAAAAGUUCAAGAGGUUGUAUAUCAGACACAACCACAAGGUUUACGUAGAAUUAUGGCAUCUUUUUUUCAAUUUCACAAAAACUUAAUACAUUUGUUUAAUUUUAACUUAUAUUUUUUUUUGUUAUAGCUAGUGUCAUUUCUAGUCAGCCCUAACCCCUUAACACUGCAACAUAUAAACCAAAUAAGCACCAGCUCCAGCGCCGACUCUCUAAGCAAGCCCAGCCCUAGUUGAACCUGCAUGUGUUUAAUUCAAAAAUUGCUGAGCAUCUAAUCGAAUUCGCUAAAAUUUUGAUUUUAUAUGCCGGAAAUAUCUUAGCGCACGCAAAAUCAAGGAAAAGUUCAAAGGAUAAUAACGAAAAAUGGUGGAGCACACGUGCAAGUGUGCGAGUAUCGACGAACAAAAGCUUGCUUUGAUCCAUUGGUUUUUCAUCCGGAUCAAUUUAAAGUACACUGCCGGCCAAAAGUUUAGGAUAAUCCCAUUUUAAAACAUGAAAACAUACACGGACAUAAACAUCCGACACUUUGAAUGUUCUGUUGAAAUUUUUGUUAUUUUAACGUAAUCUUUCCUUUUAUGGAAAUUUUAUGCCCUUUGAUAGAGAACAUUUCCUAAAAUUUAUUCACAUAAAAAUAUGAAAAUAUAACGAACUUUUUGGAGUUAAUGUAUUUGCAUGUACAUGUUAGCAUGUGUCGAAUACUUAUGUCCAUCUACUUCAUGAAUACUUCAAGUGAAGAUUGAUUAAAAAGUUUAAGGCAAAAUUUUUAGACUUGAUUCUUUGUCGGAUUCGAUUAUCCGUUCCGAAAAAAAUGGUAUCGACAUGUAUUUAGGACAAACUAAGCCUGUUUGUUCAACAGUUCAGACGGUCAACUGAAAAUUUAUGAAUUUUAUUCGAAAUAACUGUUUGAUCAUUUAAUUAACCUCCGUUCUGAAGAAAAUUGGAACUUGAUGAGACAACUUAAGAAACAUUUCUAAAGCUAUUUUGAGCUGAAAGACAGCUCCAGGCACUUUAGCGCCACCAAGACUACUGUGGCGGCUAGUUUAACUAAAGCAAUUUUCAAGUGCAUGUUUUGACGUCUGUUGACGCAACGAGUUGAUAUGUUUUUUAAAGUUAGAUUUUUUUUUUUGGAUUUAUGAAUUCAAGUCCACGAUAUGGAUUGAAAAUUCACGAGCUUUAUCAAUUAAAAUGAAAGCAUCAUUCGAGAUUUUAAAUUUCAACUUCAAAAUGAAUCCUUCAGAAGUUUAAAUUCACUGACGGAAGUUCGGAAUCUUCACCUUUUAUAUAUGUUUAUCAUAAAUAUGCAAUGAGAAUCGAAUUAAAAAAAAACAUUAACUUUGUUCGAUAAUUUUUGCAAAAUUUCUGAUCUUUAAGUCAAUCUCAAUUUCUCUAUGAAACCUAAAAAGGAGUGAAGUUUUUUUUAACGGCAUUUAAGAGUUCGAAGCAUGGAAAUCAUAAUUUUAAGUAGUUUUGUGCGUGUGGAAAAUUUUUGAGGUUACAUAACGGAUUUUUUUUAUAAGCCGAUUAGAUUUUUCAGCUCAGGUUUUUCAUUUCAGAUCUAAUUUUCAUAUUAAGAAUGGCUCAAAAUGCUUUUCGCAGUUUGCGGUGAUAAUUUCAAUACCAGUGAUCAUUGUGCGUGUUUCUUGAGAAAUCAAUCAGCUGUUUUUUUUCAAUCAUUUUCAUAAUCAAUCUAUUCACAGGUAUUUUUUGUUGAUUUUCACAUUUCAACAAACUCAAAUGUUAUCAACAACCGGAAAACGAUACAAACACAAGAAAAAACAACCAAAAUGUACAUAACGGGAGAUUCCCUAGAAUUAAAACAAAGAUCGGGCAUUUGCAAUUUGAAAUUCAACUUUCCAUUUUCCGAGGAAUAUCUGGAAUCCUGGAAAAAAAUACCGUCUAGGGUGUAGAGUUUCUUCACGUCAAAAUCGGUGUUGUAGCCAAGUAAAAAAAACAGCAAAUCUCCUGAAAUAUGCUAGCAAAGGGAACCAAAAACCAGAAAAAUGAUAAAAAAAAAUCCAUCACAGAUCAAACAUCAACACUCUGAAUAUCGCGCAUAAAAAAACACGAAACCAAACAGAAAAAAAUGUCAGCAAUACGAUCUAAAAUCCUAAAAUCAAGCUAUCUUUAAAAUUAAGCCAUUACUAAAGUAAGACUUUGGCAAUGUUCUUACCGAGAAGGGAAAAAUUUAAACAAAAAACAUUUUUAGAUGUAACUCACACAUAAAGUAUGACGAUGUUCUUCAAAUCCUCAUUGAGAGCAAGUGAAAAGCAGAAAAAUUCAAAACUGUGGAAGAAAAAACGCAAUUUUGGACUAGUAUUUUAAUUUAUAUUUAUAUCGGAAAUUUAGAUUUUAGCGUUUAGAGGGAAGUAGAAGAGAUGAAUCAUCCUAAGCUGGAAAAGUUUUUCUAAAAGUAGUUGCGUGAGAAUCUAAUCAUCAAUGACAAACAACCAUGGAAUCCGGAUAUAGAAGAUGGAUCGGAACGAGAUAAACACGGAAGAAAAGUUAUAAAAAAAUAAACAAAAAACAAAGAAGAGAUACGAUUGGAACCUGAUGGGAGGAAAAAAGUCAAAAUUCCUGUUUGGAAAAGCUAUAAAUAAAUUCACCAACACACACCCACUCUUUCUCACAAAUACAAACAUGGUAUACCAAUUUGAUGAAUUAUAAGUUUAGGCGAAGCUAAUAUUAGAAACUGUAUUGUAACGAACAUGUGUGUAUCUGAGUAAUCUUUAUGAGAAAAAAGCAGCAAAUUCCGUAAAAAAUCUAGCAAAAAGUGAACAAAAUUAUCCUCACAAAACAAAAUUAGAUGUUUCGAUGUAGUUUGACAAAAAAAGUGAACAAAACAUAUAACAGAUAGGGAAAAAACCCGUUCGUCAACAAAUAAGAACACAAAAGUAAAACAAAUCUUUUAAAUAAGCGUUAUUUCCAAAAAACUUAAGGUACCUUUGCCGAAUGUCUGAAGAAAAAAAAACAUUAACAGAUUUUAGGAAACCAACAGAAAUAAACAAAACAUUCAUCAGCUGUUACGUUGCUUCGGCAGACCAAAACAAACCGUUUUUUAAAUUCUUGAAAACAAAAGAGUGCACAUCAAAUGGCUGAAAAAAAAUUAACAACAUCAACCCAUCAACAUUUGUUUCAUCGAGUCUAGCAAGGGAUGUCUUUCAGUUUUGAGAAAACGUUCAAAAGGAAAAAAAAAAUUCAAAGCCAUAAUCGAAGGAAAAAGUACAAAAUUUUCUUGACAAACAAACAAAAAACAACACUAAGCGAAGGAAAACGUAACAAAAAAAAAAACUUAACAAAGUUAGAACAAAAGUGAGCAAAAUUUACAAACUAAGAAAAAAUGAAACAAAAACCACAACAACACAAACUUUCGGAAGUACAAAAUUUCAGGGUUCAAAUUAAAUCAAGCAUUAAAAUUUAAAUGACAAAGCUAAACAAUGGAAACAAAAUGGAAGUCAAAACGAGGGAAACAAAAUAAUGAAGCAAAAAAAAACGAAUGUGAGAAUGAGGUGAGAUGAAAUAAACUGAAAAUACUGAAUGAGAAAGUAAACCGGCGAUGUAGCACUACUAGUGAGGAAAUAAAAUAAAACAACACCCUAUACGGAAUGUUUGGGAAGCCAAUCCCUCCUCCUGAAUGAUGGAACUUUAGAGAAGCAGAAAGGCGUAAAGCGUAGGGCGGAAGGGAAAAACACAUACGUAACAUUAAGCAUAGAUCUUUAAAAUAUUCGUAGAUUGAUCACGUAUUUAGUUUGAAAUCGAGCUGGUCCAUCCGGAGAUUAUGCUACGAAGCAGUGAUCCACGGAUGGUGCCAGCAGAUCAGAAAAAUACAAUUUUCGGCAACUAUCCAUCUUACUCAUUAACAAGAUAAAAACACGCAUACGAAUUGGAGUUCAUUCAACCUGUUUUAGAGAUAACGCUCGUAUUUUUUCACCAAUAAGAAUGUGAUAGACAUUUUGUUUUAGUUUUUUUGUUACACAUGUUAUCGUUUUAACGAAUUAAUUUCAACAAAAGCAUCAAAAUCAAGGAGACGCUCAAACUUAACGGGAAAAGCUGAAUUCAAUUCGAGGAAGUCUGCCCUUUCGUCGGUCAAAUCCAAACCUAUACAAAAACUUAUACAAAUACAAGUAUACUCUUAAUAUUCCUCUGUAUACGAAUUACCAACAAAAACAGUGUUCCCAUCAAUUCUCGGGACAAUUGUUUGGAACUCUUCGGGCCUUACCAGAAUAGAAAGGAUAUAAAGAACGAACGAGAUACGAGGUAUGGCCGAUUGAGAGGCAGCGCUAAGCCGAAUGUAAGAUUUCAGAGUUUUUCCGUUGACUUUUAGCUUCCUAAACGAUGAAUAAGGUUUUUGAUUUUAAAUCAAUCUGAAUUCUCAGAUAAGAAGUAUGAAAACUUUUACAAUUUGUCAACUUUAUUGUUUAGAUCCUUAACAGUGUUUUUCAUUCUUUUUUUCGUUCGUCUAUUAGCAUAUGAACUCAUUCAAUGAAAAUGUACAUUACUUUCAGUACUUUGUUCAACCACUUUUUUGUUUCAAGAAAUAAUAUUUAUAACAUCUGUGAUUUAUAAAUACAAUGUAACUUAAUAGUCAUAGAAAAUGAGAAAAUAAACACAAUACCAAACAGCUUUUCGAAGAGAAAGGGAAAAGUUCGUUGGAAGUAACAUUUUACACACUGACACAAACGAACUCAGUUAAUCAAUUUAUCGAUCCAUUCAGGAGCAAAAAAAAUACAUGCAAAAUGCAGAAAACAAAAUACGAUUCGCUUGAAAUUAAUUUUCGGUAUACCUACGUCAUUGAUACACUUUCUUCGAUAGGGAAGAUCGACACGAAUUCCCGGAGAAAUCAACCUUGUACACGCACUUUUAUGAUGGACAACUACUCGUUGUCUCCAUUUUCGUUUUCCUUGAUAUUAUAAAUUCAUAUAUUUAUUAUCGGUAGGAGUGAAGCAAAACCAAGUCACGUCACUUUCACCCAUCACGGAGCAAACGAUUUAAAAAAAUCUUGAAUCCAAACAUA
Molecule: messenger RNA, 24379 nt
Organism: Uranotaenia lowii
Lineage: Eukaryota; Metazoa; Arthropoda; Insecta; Diptera; Culicidae
Gene: chinmo
Product: zinc finger protein chinmo
Exons: 8
Coding region: 2685-4115 (476 amino acids)
Biological process (GO): regulation of transcription by RNA polymerase II
Cellular component (GO): nucleus
Molecular function (GO): protein binding
Source: RefSeq, a predicted model, not a curated record